Messenger RNA from Jaculus jaculus (lesser Egyptian jerboa), 2407 nucleotides. RefSeq names its product G protein-coupled receptor kinase 5 (gene Grk5). The transcript is spliced from 16 exons. Gene Ontology annotation, molecular function: G protein-coupled receptor kinase activity; ATP binding. Gene Ontology annotation, cellular component: cytoplasm. The record is from RefSeq and is a predicted model, not a curated record. Gene Ontology annotation, biological process: regulation of signal transduction; protein phosphorylation; signal transduction. Bases 84 to 1838 code for a protein of 584 amino acids. Lineage: Eukaryota; Metazoa; Chordata; Mammalia; Rodentia; Dipodidae.
AGCAGCCCGAGCAGCGGCAAGCAGCAGCACUCCAGACGCUGACAGCCCCGCCGGCCGGCUGCCUCGCUGACCGCCGACUGUCAAUGGAGCUGGAAAACAUCGUGGCCAACACGGUCUUGCUGAAAGCCCGGGAAGGGGGAGGAGGAAAGCGCAAAGGGAAAAGCAAGAAGUGGAAGGAAAUCCUGAAGUUCCCUCACAUCAGCCAGUGUGAAGACCUCCGCAGGACCAUAGACAGGGAUUACUGCAGUCUAUGUGACAAGCAGCCAAUUGGGAGGCUGCUUUUCCGGCAGUUCUGCGAAACCAGGCCGGGGCUGGAGAGCUACAUUCAGUUUCUGGACUCGGUGGCAGAGUAUGAAGUUACUCCAGAUGAAAAACUGGGAGAGAAAGGGAAGGAAGUUAUAAACAAGUUCCUCACACCAAAGUCUCCAGUUUUCAUCGCUCAAGUUGGCCAGGACCUGGUCACUCAGACAGAGGCAAAGCUACUUCAGAGGCCCUGCAAAGAACUCUUCUCUGCCUGUGUGCAGUCUGUCCACGACUACCUGAGUGGAGGCCCAUUCCAGGAGUACCUGGAGAGCAUGCACUUCGACCGCUUUCUGCAGUGGAAAUGGUUGGAAAGGCAACCGGUGACCAAAAACACUUUCCGGCAGUACCGCGUGCUGGGCAAAGGGGGCUUUGGGGAGGUGUGUGCCUGCCAGGUUCGGGCCACAGGUAAAAUGUAUGCGUGCAAACGCUUGGAGAAGAAGAGGAUCAAGAAGAGGAAGGGGGAGGCCAUGGCGCUCAACGAGAAGCAGAUCCUCGAGAAGGUCAACAGCCGCUUUGUGGUCAACCUGGCCUAUGCCUAUGAGACCAAGGACGCGCUGUGCCUCGUCCUGACCAUCAUGAACGGCGGCGACCUGAAGUUUCACAUCUACAACAUGGGGAACCCCGGCUUCGAGGAGGAGCGAGCCUUGUUUUAUGCAGCUGAGAUCCUCUGUGGCCUGGAGGACCUGCACCGUGAGAACACGGUCUACAGAGAUCUGAAACCUGAAAACAUCCUUCUAGAUGAUUACGGCCACAUCAGGAUCUCAGACCUGGGUCUGGCGGUAAAAAUCCCUGAGGGAGACCUGAUCCGCGGCCGGGUGGGCACCGUCGGCUACAUGGCCCCGGAGGUCCUGAACAACCAGCGAUACGGCCUGAGCCCCGACUACUGGGGCCUGGGCUGCCUCAUCUACGAGAUGAUCGAGGGCCAGUCACCGUUCCGCGGCCGCAAGGAGAAGGUGAAGCGGGAAGAGGUGGACCGCCGCGUGCUGGAGACCGACGAGGUGUACUCCCCGAAGUUCUCCGAGGAGGCCAAGUCCAUCUGCAACAUGCUGCUCACCAAAGACGUGAAGCAGAGGCUGGGCUGCCAGGAGGAGGGAGCCGCCGAGGUCAAGAGACACCCCUUCUUCAGGAACAUGAACUUCAAGCGCCUGGAGGCCGGCAUGUUGGACCCUCCCUUCAUUCCAGAUCCCCGAGCCGUGUACUGCAAGGACGUGCUGGACAUCGAGCAGUUCUCCACCGUGAAAGGCGUCAACCUCGACCACACCGACGACGACUUCUACUCCAAGUUCUCCACGGGCUCUGUGCCCAUCCCAUGGCAAAAUGAGAUGAUAGAAACAGAGUGCUUUAAGGAGUUGAAUGUGUUUGGACCCAACGGUACCCUGUCUCCAGACCUGAACAGAAGUCAGCCUCCGGAACCACCAAAGAAAGGGCUACUGCAGAGACUCUUCCGGCGUCAGCAUCAGAACAAUUCCAAGACCAGUUAUAACCACCACAUAAAUUCAAACCACAUCAGUUCAAACUCCACCGGAAGCAGCUAGCUUCAGCUCUGCACCUUGAAGUCCGCAGUGGACCCUCUACUUGGAAGCAGAAUCUGUGGCCAGCAGGGCUUCCUCGCUGGCUGGGUGGCCAGGGGAAGUUCCCCCCAGGAGACAGGGAAGGCUACCAUUCACCCCGCCCCCUCGUUAAUGAGCCUCGAGGUUUCUCAAAGAAAUUUCCACUCAGGUCUGUUUUCCAAGGCGGCCCCGAGCUGGGGUGGACUGGAUUUGCCCUUGUUGAACAUUGCAAUAGAAACCCAAUGGGGUACGACAUCUUGCACGGAUUUUAAUAGCGACCUAACUAGAACUGAAUUUUUGUCUUUUAUUAUUUUUAAAGGAAAGUUUUGUAAAUUUCUCUAUUGUCUCAGUUUACAUUUUGUAUAUUUGUAUUUAAAUGAAAGUCAGACUUUGAGGGUGUAUAUUUUCUGUGCAGCCACUGUUAAGCCAUGUGUUUUAAGACAUUUUAGAUGGGGGGGGGAUUUACAAAACAAAGUAAUAAUAAUGUGAUUCCAGACUUCCAGAACCUCAAAUGAGAAAACGUUUUUAUUAAAUGUAGAAAAUGUUUCACCUUU